AUGGGAGACGCCAUCAACGCCACUCGCGCGGCCGUCACCGCAAAGUCGGCCACCGAGCUCAUCGGCAACACGCCUCUGGUCCGCCUCAACAAGAUCCCUCAGAGCUUGGGUAUCGAGUGUGAGGUCUACGCCAAAGUCGAGCUCUUCAAUGCUGGCGGCAGUGUCAAGGACAGAAUCGCCCUGCGCAUGAUUGAGGAGGCCGAGCGAACUGGCCGCAUCAAGCCCGGUGACACUCUCAUCGAGCCUACCAGUGGAAACACUGGUAUCGGUCUGGCCCUCGUUGGCGCCAUCAAGGGCUACAAGACAAUCAUCACCCUCCCCGAGAAGAUGUCCGCCGAAAAGGUCUCCGUCCUCCGCGCCCUUGGCGCCACCAUCAUCCGUACCCCGACCCAAGCCGCCUGGGACAGCCCCGAGUCGCACAUUGGCGUCGCCCGCCGCCUCGAGAAGGAGAUCCCCAACGCCCACAUCCUCGACCAGUACGGCAACCUCGACAACCCGCUCGCCCACGAGUUCGGCACCGCCGAGGAGAUCUGGGCCCAGACGGGCGGCAAGAUCGAUGCCCUCGUCGCCGGCGCCGGCACGGGAGGUACAAUUUCCGGCAUUGCCCGCGGUCUGAAGAAGCACAACAAGGACGUCAAGAUUAUCGCAGCCGAUCCCCACGGUAGUAUCCUCGCCCUCCCCGAGUCCCUGAACAAGGAGCACGAGAACGAGGGCUACAAGGUCGAGGGUAUCGGCUACGACUUCAUCCCUGACGUUCUCUCCCGCGACCUCGUCGACAAGUGGUACAAGACCGAGGACCGCGAGUCCUUCCAGCUCGCAAGACGCCUCAUCGCUGAGGAGGGUCUCCUCGUCGGCGGCAGCUCUGGCUCCGCCAUGGCCGCUAUGGUCCGCGCCGUCAAGGACCUCGGCCUCGGAAAGGGCCAGACCGUCGUCGUCGUUCUCCCCGACAGCAUCCGCUCCUACCUCUCCAAGUUCGCUGACGAUGACUGGCUCGCCGCGAACGACCUCCUCCCCGAGGUCAACGGCCUCGAGACCCAGGCCACCUCCAACGGCAACGCCACCAGCGCAAAGGGCUCCGUCGACCCCUACGAGGGCGCCACCGUCCGCGCUCUCCGCCUUAAGCCCGUCAUGUCCGUCCCCGCGACCAGCCCCUGCUCCGAGGCGUCCGAGAUCAUGCGCGACAAGGGCUUCGACCAGCUCCCCGUGCUGUCCGCCAGCGGCCACAAGCUCGUCGGUCUCGUCACGCUCGGUAACCUGCUCAGCUACAUCUCUUCGGGCCGCGCCACGGGCUCCAGCCCCGUCAGCGACGUCAUGUUCGACUUUGGCCGCUUCGAUGAGGUCGUCACGGAUCCCAGGCAGGCUGGUGAGACGGGCGAGAAGAGCAAGAAGAAGCGCAACUUUGUCGAGAUUACCCUCGACACCCCUCUCUCCACCCUCAGCAAGUUCCUCGAGUGGAACAGCGCUGCUGUUGUUACUGAGAAGGCCGAGGGCGCUAAGAACCUGUCCAAGCCCGUGGCUGUCGUCACAAAGGUCGAUCUGCUCACCUGGGUCGUCAACAAGAAGGCCUAG
Messenger RNA from Colletotrichum abscissum, 1569 nucleotides. RefSeq names its product cystathionine beta-synthase. Gene Ontology annotation, molecular function: cystathionine beta-synthase activity. The record is from RefSeq and is a predicted model, not a curated record. Bases 1 to 1569 code for a protein of 522 amino acids. Lineage: Eukaryota; Fungi; Ascomycota; Sordariomycetes; Glomerellales; Glomerellaceae. Gene Ontology annotation, cellular component: cytoplasm. The transcript is spliced from 2 exons.